Messenger RNA from Phaeodactylum tricornutum CCAP 1055/1, 487 nucleotides. RefSeq lists its product with no specific name. Gene Ontology annotation, molecular function: peptidyl-prolyl cis-trans isomerase activity. The transcript has 3 exons. NCBI's taxonomy places the organism in Eukaryota, Bacillariophyta, Bacillariophyceae, Surirellales, Neidiaceae. The record is from RefSeq and is a predicted model, not a curated record. The coding region runs from base 84 to 434 and encodes 116 amino acids.
CUUUUACACGAUAAAUUUCGAUCGCUGAACCAGACAGCUCCCCCUGCAUCCUUUUCUUUUGUUUUGGUUUUCUCAGUAGCACUAUGGGCAUUACGAAAGAUGUCAUCAGCGCCGGAGACGGCACUAAUUUUCCGAAAGCGGGUGACAAAUUAACGAUGCAUUAUCACGGCACCCUGGCGUCUAACGGACAGAAAUUUGAUGCCUCAAGAGAUCGUGGCCGCCCCUUUCAAUUUACCAUUGGAAUCGGACAGGUCAUUCGUGGAUGGGACGAAGGCGUCAUGCAAAUGAGCUUGGGCGAAACUGCUAUGCUGCAUAUUUCCAGUGAUUAUGGCUAUGGGCGUCAAGGAGCUGGUGGAGUUAUUCCACCCAACGCUGACUUGGACUUUAAGGUCGAACUCUUGGCAAUCAAUGCCAAGAGCCAGGGGUCUGCGUAGUCAGGAAAUCCGACCUGACUUAAUUUCAAAAUCACAUCCACUUGUGUUCCACC